AUGGAGCGCCCCCGGGCAGUGCUUUUGCUGCUGUUGGGCCUCCUGUGCUUGCUGGAGGCUGGCAGCGGGCUGCCCGCACAGAGCGGGUCGCUGAAGCGGAAGAAAAAGAAGAAGGGGAGCUCGGUGGAGCUGCGCCUGCUGAAUGAGAGCCAGGCGGGCAGCGGCAGCAGCGCGAGCGGCCCCGACUACCUGUACCUGGCGCUUCGCCGCUAUCUCAACAACCAGGAGCUCACAGAAUGGCUGCAGAGUUACGAGAAGCGGUGCAAGAGCAUAGCGCGGCUCACCAAGAUAGGCACUAGUGCGCAGGACAGGCCGCUGUGGGCCCUAGAGAUUAGCGACCGGCCUGGGCAGGCAGAGGCGGAGCCUGCGGUCAAGUACGUGGGCGGCGUGCAUGGCGAUGAGCCCACAGGGCGUGUGCUGACGCUGGCGCUGGCAGAGUGGCUGUGCGCCAACUACAAGACCGAUGCCCGGGCCAAGCGCAUCAUUUCCACCAUGCAUCUCUGGCUGCUACCCGCCAUGAACCCUGAUGGCUUUGAUGCUCGGUCACGAGGCAACAGUGCGGGCCAGGACUUGAACCGCGACUUCCCCGACCGCUUCUCCUCGCCCCCGAUGGAGCCAAGUGGGUCGGAGCAGCCCGAGACAAAAGCCAUCAUGGACUGGACUCUGGCCACUGGGUUUGUGGCCUCGGCCAGCAUGCACGAGGGCGCGCUGGUGGCCAACUAUCCCUGGGAUGGCACCGACGACCGGUCCACGCGCUACGAGGCCUGCCCCGAUGAUGCUGUCUUCCGGCACCUGGCCACACUCUAUGCCUCCACGCACAAGCACAUGGCCUCGCCAGACAAUGCGGAGUUCCCCAACGGCGGCACCACCAACGGCGCCAACUGGUACCCCAUCUAUGGCAGCAUGCAGGACUGGAACUACGUCGUGGGCCACUGCCUGGAGCUGACGCUGGAGCUCAGGUGGGACGGUGCGGGGCCAGGGCGGGAACGUUGGAUGUGA
Messenger RNA from Chlorella variabilis, 999 nucleotides. RefSeq lists its product as hypothetical. Lineage: Eukaryota; Viridiplantae; Chlorophyta; Trebouxiophyceae; Chlorellales; Chlorellaceae. Gene Ontology annotation, molecular function: zinc ion binding; metallocarboxypeptidase activity. Gene Ontology annotation, biological process: proteolysis. Bases 1 to 999 code for a protein of 332 amino acids. The transcript is spliced from 5 exons. The record is from RefSeq and is a predicted model, not a curated record.